AUGGCCACUAAAUUGCAACAUCAAUUAUUAUCAGCAAGAAAUUCUUUAAAACAAAAAGAAAAGGAGUUAAAUCUUGAACAAUUGAAAAAUAAUGAACAGUUUUGGAUUAAAAAUUAUAGACCUGCCAAUCUCAAUUAUAUAAAAGUAGCUGACAUUUGUAAAAAUUUAGAAAUUAUGAAAGGAGAUUACAAAAUAUAUCUGGUAAUUAUAUGUUAA
Entrophospora sp. SA101 is the source of this 216-nucleotide messenger RNA. NCBI's taxonomy places the organism in Eukaryota, Fungi, Glomeromycota, Glomeromycetes, Entrophosporales, Entrophosporaceae. The record is from the annotation of a GenBank genome assembly.